Messenger RNA from Danio rerio (zebrafish), 3015 nucleotides. Lineage: Eukaryota; Metazoa; Chordata; Actinopteri; Cypriniformes; Danionidae. The record is from RefSeq and is a predicted model, not a curated record.
UUAUUUCUUUCUUUCUUCUUUAAUUAACUCGCCAUAGAAAUGUGGUGAAGAUGAAGUUAUUGGCAUCAUUUAUACUUUAGUAUUUAUUUAAUAUAUCUUUCCUGGGUCCUUAGGCGACUGCUUACUUCACUUAUAAUGGUAACCAUUGAUUCCUUACUAUGAAAGUCAAUAGUUACCGGUUUCCAACAUUCUUUGAAACAUCUUCUUUUGUGUUGAACAGAAGAUAGAAAGUCAUACAGGUUUGAAAAAGGCAUAUUGUGAAUUAUUUUGGGGGGUGAUUAGAUUUUUCUCCAUUUUAUUAGUUUGACCUCCAUUUUUGAUUCGUGUUCAUCUUUUUAUAAAAUGGGCCCCUCGCGAGAGUAAUAGCAGCUCCGGUGGUGAAGGAGUUACCGGCUGGAGAGAGGCGGAGCCGCGGCGCGCGACCUGUUCUUUUCCGGGAAACGAGCGGUGCGGGCUCUGGAGGAAGUGAGCGCGCAUGCGCGUUCUGGUCUGGGUGGAUUUGGGGACCCGGACUAGCGAACAGGGCGGCGUUUCUAUGGUGAAGCAGCUUUUUCAUGCGCCACAUGGAGCAGAUUACGUCGCAUCUUCUGCUACUGCCUUUUUACCGAGAGAAAAAUUCGUAAUUACGACCUUCCGCCGAUCAAAACCAGCCUCUUUUGGAGCCUUUAUGUAACGACCUGGAAUAUUCUUAGCGAACAAUAGGGUAGCAUUCCAACCUUCGUCUCUGCAAAGGCGCCUUCCACCUCAAAACUGUGUGAAUAUCCUGCAAAGCAGCUCGUUUGAAGCUUAUAUUUAGUGACCUGCAAUAUUUUACCGAACAUUCUGUUAACGUUAGCAUUCAAGCGUCGUCUUCGGAAAUGCGUCUUCCUCCCUAAAACGGUCCUAUCUGUGUGUAUCUCCGGUGUCUCUUCCUCCAGCGGGUGUGCAGGUCUGAUGAAGCGGCCGAUGGUGCGCUCCUCCCCGGUCAGUUCAUCACUCUUUCCCCCGAGGCAGAUCUGAAGUUCAUGUUCCGCCAGGAGGUCGGCGUCCUGUCCUUCAUUCCGUCUUGUUCCUACCUUUUCCAAUACGAGCAGAGGAACAUGUCUCGGUAUAAUAUCUACAGCCUGCUGGACUGGAUGUACGGCGGUGUGGACCCCAUGUUUGAGGGCAACGGAGGGCCCGAGUGCGCCGCCUUCAUCAGCCCGCGACAGAGGCUAUUAGAGACGCUGAUAAUCGUCUUUUUCUCGGUCCUGGAGGUGUUGCUGGCCCUCAAGAAGCUCAGCUUCCCGAAGGAGGUCAGGGAUGUGGGGAAGGACGGCCGGAGGAAUAACGUUAAGGUGGACAGCUGGGGCAAGAACCUGUUGCUCGUGGCUCUCUGCAUGACUUUUGGGGUUGAGGUUGGAUUUAAGUUCGCCACGAAGACCGUCAUCUACCUGCUCAACCCGUGCCAUGUGGUCACUAUGGUGCAGAUCUUCCUGCUCGCGUGUCCGCCCUCUAAGACGGCGAUGGUUAUCUUCAGACUUCAGGUCCACAUGCUGAACGGGGCCCUUCUAGCUCUUCUCUUCCCAGUGGUCAACACUAGACUGCUUCCGUUUGAGAAAGAGAUCUAUUACAUUCAACACUCCAUGCUGUAUCUUGUGCCAAUCUACCUCUUCAGAAAAGGAGGUGUGUAUAAGCCGGAGCCGCUCUCAGACAUGUGGUGGGCUCUGCUGUCUACAGGAAUCCUCUUCCUCUACCACUUUGUGUUCCUGCAGGGUCUGGGAAUGCUGACAGAAGUGAACCUGAACAACAUGCUGUGUCCUGCGGUGUCGGACCCCUUCUACGGGCCGUGGUACAGGGUCUGGGCGACGGCCCACCAGACGGCGCUGACUCUGGUGCAUGGGAAGACCCUGACGGUUCUGUCGCAGCACAGCGGCUCGGCCUGCAGGCUUCUGCUGGAUUCAGCUCGACUGCGCAGCAAGAAGGUGGACUAGAGCUCCGGCUGCAGCCUUACACGGACAAAACCUCAACAAUACGGCCCAUACUGCAGUACACGGAGCCAAUGCUGCUGCCGCUGCUGUCAAAAGUACCACUCUGUACUGUCAUCUCAAACUCAUAAUGAUCAUCCCAUUCACGACCAUUCAUUUCACACAAACAGAUAAUAAUAAUAGAUUUCUGCUAACAUUUGAGUGGGUUCUUAAAGGGCUAGUUCACCAGAAAAUGUUAACUGGCAAACGCUCAAUAGGUGUAACACUGCAAAAAACGCUUUUCUUACUGUCUCGUUUUAGUGCAAAUAUCUAAAAAUUAUUAAAUCAAGGAUAUUUUCAAGACAAUUAAAAAAAAUUUCUUUGUUUUGAGAAAUUAGUCAGAAUUAAGUGUUUGUUUUUUAUAUAAAACAAGCAAAAUAAUCUUGUUUUACUGUUAAAAUAGGAUUAUUUAGCUUCCCCCAUUGGCAGAUUAUUUUGACUUCAUUUUGACUCAUUAUUUCUGAAGACAACACGAUGUGUUUUGCUUGUCUAGAAAAUGCAUCUUGAUUUAACAAUCUUUAGAUAUUUAGACUAGAAACAAGACAAAAACGGCAAUCCUUUUAAAGUAGUGUAAUGGCAACAGGUGUUUUUCUUCAUCAAACUUUUGACAUUUAUUUUAAAACUUAUGUGCUCAUGUUUAUGAUCCAAAUGAGCAUUUUUGCACUGCAAAAGAAACAAUGCUUUACUGAUGCCGAGUUCAGACUGCUGGAUUUUGAAAGUCGUCGUGUCACAGAUGUGUUCACACUGCUUGACCAUCUGGGCUUGCGUUCUGUCGCUGCUUUGUUUACACUGCAAGAAGGAUCGGCGACAUGGACAUUCACAUUGCAUGACUUUACUAUAGGAAGAAUCGCCGACAACUUCGUCCAAACUACGUCUCACAGCCAAAAACACGUGGUAUUUCUUUUGUUAUUAACUACAUAGCGAGAAAGAAGCCUGUAAUGGGGUUGAAAAUGUACAUAUGUGCUCACCUGGGUUUAAAGGGAAUUAGCCAUUUCUCCUCAACUUUUUUUUUUUAUCUUUCAGUAUGAAA